UACUGUACAGAAAAUGUAUAGCAAGGAAAUGCUUCUGAAACAUCAACAGCACCUGCAGAGACAAAGAGAUGUCAUCGCCUACAGGAUGAAGAAGCUAGCAGCAAAGCAGGUGGAGAUAACAAAAAAGAAUGACGUAUUGAAAGAGAAAAUCAAGAAGAGGUAUGAGGACAUGAAGCGGGUUUUGGAUGAGGAUCUUCGGAUCACACUGACCCAGCUGGACACGGAGCACGAGGCCAUAGAGAAGUUAGUGGAGGAGAGGAUAGAGGACUGCUACCACCUCACCCAGGAACUGGACCAGGAACUGGCCAACAUCAGUGCCCAGGUGAAAAAGGACACACAAGAAGUUGACAUGCAGAAUGCUGAAACUGAAAAAAGAAUUUCUGAGACACUGAAGUUGACUGACCCUGACCUGAUUCAGCUAGAUGAGUUCAAGAAUGAACAACUGCUGAGUCUUACUAUCAACCUUCUGCUGUUUAUCAGAUCCCAAGUCCCUGUCACCAAGAAACUGUUUCAGAGCUAUGCUACAGAUGUUGUCCUUGAUGCCGACACUGCCCACCCCAAGCUGAUCAUCUCUUCAGAAGGGGACUCAGCCACCUACACAGACACCUGGCAGGAUGUCCCAGAGACGCCCUCCCGCUUUGACACCACCCUAAACGUCAUCAGCCAGAAAGGCUUCAGCGAGGGCCGCCAGUAUUGGGAGGUGGAGGUGAGCGAGAAGACCUACUGGGAGCUGGGUCUCACCUACCCGAGCAUCCCACGUGCUGGCCGAGAGGAGGACUGCUGGCUUGGCCGUGGCAGGGAGUCUUGGUGUGUGGAAUACUUUAAUGGAGACUACACAGCCUGGCAUGCUGGUGUUCACUAUGAGCUGCCCCUGCUGGCAGGAAAACAGUUCACCCGCAUCGGGGUAUACUGCAGCUUUCCCGGGGGCACGGUAUGCUUUGUAGGGGCUGAUACCAUGACCCCCCUCUACUGCUUCUGCACCGGGAGGUUCACUGACACCCUACAUCAAGCCUUAUGUCCUGGUCACGACAACGAAGGCACAAACUGGAAAUCCCUUAAGAUUUGUGAUGCUUCCCGAUCAGCUCCUGUUCUCUGAGGAGGGGCAGGAAGGCCUCAGGGGUAGGAGGGAAGGAGCAGAGAUGGUCAGGAAUGUGUUGCGCUGUGGGGCAUGCACACUAUUGCCUGAUCUGACAUUCCUGACCUGUGACACAGCAUCAGCCUUGGAUACUGUGCGUGCCAGGCUAGUCUAAAUAUAUUUAAAGGAAUGGCUGAAGAGUAUCUCUAUUUUAGAUUUCCCAGUGAUGUGAUUCAUUUUCAGUCAUUCAUGCUUUUAUUUACAGUGGACAUGCCAAAGCUGUUCAUCAUAUUCUGGUAAAGUGGUUAUUACCUGAGCUCUAUCUUUAAUGCCAUGAUGAACCAGAAUAUCCAGAUGAGGAAAUGCAAAAAACAGAUGUCAGAGAUGCCAAAG
Thunnus maccoyii (southern bluefin tuna) is the source of this 1468-nucleotide messenger RNA. RefSeq names its product E3 ubiquitin-protein ligase TRIM39. The transcript has 6 exons. The record is from RefSeq and is a predicted model, not a curated record. Gene Ontology annotation, molecular function: protein binding. Lineage: Eukaryota; Metazoa; Chordata; Actinopteri; Scombriformes; Scombridae. Bases 14 to 1096 code for a protein of 360 amino acids.